CAUCAAAUGCUACAAGUACAGCAUUACCGUCACCCGCUCAGAAUGGUCCAGGCACACCUGUAUCCCAGCUUUCGGCACAACCAACCCGAAGAGGUCCGAAACGAGCACCUCUGGUGUACCCUGCGCUACUAUCCCGUGUUGCCGAGGCGCUGCUUCAACGGUUACCGCUAUCUGUGCGUACAAAGCAUGGCCUAUCCUAUCCAGAUGCAUUCGAUGGUCGUGAAGCAGUAGAUAAAAUCUGCUAUAUUAUCAAGACCACGGACAGGAGCCUUGCGCUGCUCUUGGGAAGGGCUUUGGACGCCCAGAAGUUUUUCCACGAUGUCACAUAUGAUCAUCGGCUGAGAGAUAAUUCGAACGAAAUCUAUCAGUUUAAGAGCAGCGUUCGGGGUCUGAAGCUUUCCGACUCGAGCACCUCUGGUACUAUUUUGGGUCACGCGAGAGGUGAUUCGAAGAGUGUGAGCCCAAACACUUCUAUCAGCGGUAGCUCUCAUCGACCGUCAACAUCAAAGGCAAGUACCCAAAACUCGUCCGCAUCCUCCAACGAUCAUGGUGCACCACACCACUACCAGUCCGCCACUGAGGCAACCGUAAUUCCUAUAUCCAAUCAAUCCUUCGUUUCUCAAUCUUAUACAUCACAGCAGGUGGACGAUCAUGCAGUAAUACUUAUGGAGGAGCCCAUUGACGAGAUGGAACUACCCACAGGAGUCUUCACCAUGCUAACCGAAUGUUAUUCUGCUACUUGCACCCGCGACCAUCUUUGUUAUUCAAUUACAUGUCCAAGAAGGAUGGAACAGCAAGCAAGGCUUAACAACCGGCCGGGAAGCGCUGGCGGCCAUCGAAGCACUAGCGGCGCAUCAUCAUCACGAGUUGGCAGAAGGGCCACCAUUGGAGGGGCAAACGGGAUUCCAGGAAGUGAUAGCUUGCCUACUAGCCCAGUAACCAGUACAAGCGCACAUGGACACCCCCAAGGAGGUGUAGCACGACUUGAAAAAAGGCCCGAAG
Acaulospora colombiana is the source of this 1002-nucleotide messenger RNA. The record is from the annotation of a GenBank genome assembly. Lineage: Eukaryota; Fungi; Glomeromycota; Glomeromycetes; Diversisporales; Acaulosporaceae.